Molecule: messenger RNA, 1041 nt
Organism: Cynara cardunculus var. scolymus (artichoke)
Lineage: Eukaryota; Viridiplantae; Streptophyta; Magnoliopsida; Asterales; Asteraceae
Product: translocon-associated protein subunit alpha
Exons: 8
Coding region: 74-865 (263 amino acids)
Cellular component (GO): endoplasmic reticulum membrane; endoplasmic reticulum
Source: RefSeq, a predicted model, not a curated record
GGUAUAACAAACCUAAAAACCAUUUGGGUCUCGUAACCACUCGUUUCUGUUGAAUCUCUCCGCCCUCUCUCAAAUGACGAAGAUUAGGGUUUCCUUCCUCCUCGCUCUCCUUCUUCUAUCCUCUUAUUGCUUUCUUCAAGUUGCUAGGUGUCAGUCUGACUCAGAUUCGGAUGCUGAUGCUGAGCUUGUUGCGGAAACUGUUGAGGAAGGAGGAGAUCUUGGGAUUGUUGAUGAUGAUGUCGUUGACUUCAACGCUGGGAAUUAUAGUCCCGCUCCAGGUGUAGAAACAGUAUGUAUUUUCCCAAAGAACCUUGCGAAAACUGUAGUGGCAGGGCAAGAGACUGAGCUUUUAAUUGGAAUGAAAAAUGAGGGUGAUCAAAAUGUGAAGGUUCUCGCGGUUCAUGCUAGUGUUCAUCUUCCUUAUGAUCACCGCAUGUUGGUUCAGAAUCUUUCUGCACAGGCUUUCAACAAUGCUUCUGUUCCUGCUUCAGUUCAAGCUACUUUUCCCUAUAUAUUUGCUGUCAGCAAGUUCUUACAGCCUGGAACAUUUGAUCUUGUUGGAACAAUAGUUUAUGAGAUAGAUCAGCUACCAUACCAGAACACAUUCUACAAUGGUACCAUUGAAGUUAUUGAAGCUGGUGGCCUUGUUAGCAUUGAGACGGUGUUCCUAGUCUCCCUUGGAAUUUCUCUUCUUGUCUUCCUUGGUUUGUGGGUUCGUGGUCAGAUACAAAACCUUUCGAAGAAAACUAAGAGGGGACCAAAGGUGGAAACCGGAACUCGGACUGUUGAUGCAUCUAUGGAUGAGUGGCUGGAGGGAACUGCUUACACUCAAUCGAAGGCGAGCAAGUCGAAGAAGAAGAAGUAGAGGUGUGUUGGCAUGAAGAAUAGCUUCUUGUAACUGAUGUUUAGGUGAGAACAAGUAUACCUUGGUUAGUUACUGUGUUGUAGAAUGAGGAAGAAGAAACUUUUACGUACUCUUUUUUGUGGAGAUUUUGACGACUCGAGUUCCUUUUUUACAAAUCUAAGGGAAAUUAUUCUAGC